This is a messenger RNA of Penicillium odoratum, 1659 nucleotides long. RefSeq names its product putative Na/H antiporter. Gene Ontology annotation, cellular component: plasma membrane. The coding region runs from base 1 to 1659 and encodes 552 amino acids. The record is from RefSeq and is a predicted model, not a curated record. Gene Ontology annotation, molecular function: sodium:proton antiporter activity. Lineage: Eukaryota; Fungi; Ascomycota; Eurotiomycetes; Eurotiales; Aspergillaceae. Gene Ontology annotation, biological process: proton export across plasma membrane; regulation of membrane potential; sodium ion export across plasma membrane. The transcript has 5 exons.
AUGCCGACUCUCUCAUUGAUCAAUUUCAAUAUCGUCUGUGCCACUCUCGGAGGAUUUGUCUCUCUCUUCGGUCUAGUGUCGUAUCUAUGCAAGGAGCGAUUUUAUCUUUCGGAAGCAUUGAUCUCAUUGCUAGCCGGAGUUGCUUUUUCACCCCAUGCAGCCAAUUUUAUCCGUCCAGAGGACUAUGCCUUGCACUCUUCAGAGAACCUCGCGGCAAUCACCCUGAAUUUCACUCGUCUGGUGCUGGGCGUGCAGUUAGUUCUGGCAGGUGUGCAGCUUCCUAAACGCUACCUGCAGAUCGAAUGGCGGAGCUUGUCUCUACUACUCGGGCCUGGUAUGGCCGCCAUGUGGAUCUGUAGCAGUCUGGUUAUCUGGGCUAUGGUCCCGAACUUCAAAUUUCUGCAUGCCUUAAUUGUUGCGGCCUGUGUGACCCCGACGGAUCCUGUCCUAUCUAACUCGAUUGUCAAGGGCAAGUUUGCGGACAAGCAUGUUCCUCGUCCCUUGCAACGGAUCAUCAUCGCGGAAUCCGGUGCCAAUGAUGGUCUGGGUUACCCGUUCCUUUUCUUUGGCAUCUAUCUUAUGAAGUAUGUCGGCAUGGGUGGCGAGGGAUAUAGUGGUGGAGCUGGAAAAGCCAUAGGCAUGUGGUUCUAUGAGACCUGGGCUUAUACCAUCGUUUUGAGCGUUGUGUACGGGGCUGUGGUUGGCUGGCUGUCGAGGGAGUUGCUCCACUGGGCUGAGGAGAAGCACUAUGUUGAUCGGGAGAGUUUCCUGGUGUUUGCGAUUGCCCUUGCACUCUUUGUUGUAGGAACCUGUGGGUUGAUUGGUACCGAUGACCUUCUGGCAUGCUUUAUUGCUGGAAAUGUCUUCACUCAGGAUGAUUGGUUCCGCCUUGAAACCAUAGAUGACUCUCUGCAACCGACCAUCGAUAUGCUUCUCAAUCUGUCGAUGUUCAUGUGGUUUGGUGCAGUUUGUCCCUGGUCAUCUUUCCUGAAAAACGAUAUCAUCCCCAUCUAUCGACUCAUAGUCUUGGGGAUUCUGAUCCUCUUGGUUCGUCGGAUGCCCGUCAUUUUCGCCAUGCACAAGUACAUCCACCAGAUUGAAGAUCUCUCACACGCCGCCUUUGUUGGAUUCUUCGGCCCAAUUGGCGUCGGUGCCAUUUUUUAUCUUUCGAUCUGUCGAGAGACUCUCCUAGAGAUCAAAGUCAAUGGCCAAGUACGAGAAGAUGCACAGCAGGUGGCAGAUACUGCCGAGGUUGUGGUGUGGUUCCUUGCUAUUUGCAGCAUUAUCGUACACGGACUAUCCGUUCCUGUCGGCAAAGCCGGCUACAAUCUUCCCCGGACCCUCUCGACCGCCAUUACCGCGACUACCACAGAGGAGGACCAGCCUGUAGCCAUUCAAGCAAUCCGCCAUACUCGCAGCACCGCCACGCCACUUGAAAGCGAUGCUGCAAGCUUCCGAAGCCGCAGACGCCGACAGUGUGCUUCGCCGAAUCCGCCGAUUUUCCGUAUCGGCCGCUCAAAGAUCCCCGAACCAUCGCCUUCCCAAGCGCAGCCUGGUACUGGACAAACCGAUGAACCGGAGAGACCUGUCAACCUGGUUAUCCAUGAGCCAGUGACAAGUGUUGGCGAAAGGUCUGACGAUUCGUCCACUCCCAAUUAG